ACGGGCAAGUGAAACGAACAUUAACGGCGGCAAGAUCUACACUGUAUCCAAACAAAAUGGGCUGCCUUACCAAUUGUUUGUUCUGCCCCCUCAUUUUUUGGCCGUCCAUCAUCGGAUUGGCUGCCUACUUGCUGAGAAAAUACAUGCAGGGCGGUCAGUUCAUCAAGCAGACCGAUGAGACCGGCAAGGUGUUCAUUGUCACCGGCGCCAACACGGGCAUUGGCAAGGAGACGGUCCUGGAGAUUGCCAAGCGAGGAGGCACCGUGUACAUGGCAUGCCGGGAUAUGAACCGGUGCGAGAAGGCGCGCCAGGAUAUUAUCAGGGAGACAAAUAACCAGAACAUAUUCUCUCGGGAACUGGACUUGAGUUCGAUGGAAUCCAUUCGCAAAUUCGCUGCUGGAUUCAAGAAAGAGCAGGAUAAGCUCCAUGUCCUGAUCAACAAUGCAGGAGUUAUGCACUGUCCCAAAACUCUGACCAAGGAUGGCUUCGAAAUGCAGUUGGGAGUAAACCAUAUGGGACACUUUCUGCUCACCCACUUGCUGCUGGACGUGUUAAAGAAAACUGCACCCAGUCGCAUCGUGAACGUAUCCAGCCUGGCGCACACCCAUGGUUCUAUUAACACUGCCGAUCUAAACAGUGAAAAGUCGUACAGCAGAAUCGGUGCCUAUAGUCAGAGCAAGCUGGCCAACGUCCUGUUCACCCGGGAACUGGCCAAGCGCCUGGAGGGAACGGGGGUCACAACCAACUCCCUACAUCCCGGUGCCGUGGACACGGAGCUGCAGAGGAAUUGGAAGUUCCUGGAAAACCCCUUUGCACAGCUACUGGUCAAGCCCCUCCUGUGGGUGCUCUUCAAAACCCCUCGCAAUGGAGCGCAGACCACUCUCUACGCAGCCCUAGAUCCUGCACUAAAGGAUGUUUCCGGGCUCUACUUUAGCGACUGCCGGCCCAAGGAAGUGUCUGCAGCUGCCCAGGACGACAAGACUGGAAAGUUCCUCUGGGCGGAGAGCGAGAAGUGGACCGGCGUGAAUUCAACCAAAGUUGAUUAAGUUUAUCCCUCGCCAUUUCAUAAUUUAUUAUUUAAUAAUUUAUCAUAAUGAAGACUAAUGCAAACUGUAACAAUUUAUGUUGAAAUUCUUACGGAGUGCGAAUUCUACAAGC
This is a messenger RNA of Drosophila sechellia, 1158 nucleotides long. RefSeq names its product retinol dehydrogenase 12. NCBI's taxonomy places the organism in Eukaryota, Metazoa, Arthropoda, Insecta, Diptera, Drosophilidae. The coding region runs from base 57 to 1046 and encodes 329 amino acids. The transcript has 5 exons. The record is from RefSeq and is a predicted model, not a curated record.